GCUCUGACACUUUCUUCUCUGUGCUCCCUACUAAUCAAUUCACCAGCAUGAAGGUCUUCGUGAUGCUGUUACUGGUGGCAGUUUCCACCUUUCUGGUCUCAGGCCAGUCUACCAGUGCUCCAUCUGAUAGCUCUACUGCUGCCUCUGAUGCCACCACUGCUGCGGCCACCACUGCUGCGACUACCACUGCUGCGGCCACCACUACUGCGGCCACCACUGCAGCCACCACCACUGCAGCCCCUCGCUCCACAACCAGUGCUGCUCAAGGGACCACUCGACUGAGCCUCCUGGAUAUCUUAAGGAGACUGCUGGGUUGAAAUAUUACUAAAAUGGAAUUAACCUGGGCCUUCUGCAUUUGAUCCUGCUGGGCUCAGCAACAAUGUCUCCUCAUUUGAUUUAAUUCAACUACUUACCACGUGUACCAUCUCUUUCUUAUCCCUAAUCAUUUUGUCUGUUUUCCAAUAAAAAAUAACACUGAGCAACA
This is a messenger RNA of Lutra lutra (Eurasian river otter), 484 nucleotides long. RefSeq names its product mucin like 1 (gene MUCL1). The transcript has 4 exons. Bases 48 to 317 code for a protein of 89 amino acids. The record is from RefSeq and is a predicted model, not a curated record. NCBI's taxonomy places the organism in Eukaryota, Metazoa, Chordata, Mammalia, Carnivora, Mustelidae.